Messenger RNA from Hipposideros armiger (great roundleaf bat), 8736 nucleotides. RefSeq names its product dedicator of cytokinesis 3 (gene DOCK3). Gene Ontology annotation, biological process: small GTPase-mediated signal transduction. The transcript is spliced from 54 exons. Bases 21 to 6236 code for a protein of 2071 amino acids. Gene Ontology annotation, molecular function: small GTPase binding; guanyl-nucleotide exchange factor activity. Lineage: Eukaryota; Metazoa; Chordata; Mammalia; Chiroptera; Hipposideridae. Gene Ontology annotation, cellular component: cytoplasm; plasma membrane. The record is from RefSeq and is a predicted model, not a curated record.
GGGCCGCGCCCGGCCCGGCCAUGUGGACCCCCACGGAGGAGGAGAAAUACGGCGUAGUGAUAUGCAGUUUUCGAGGAUCUGUGCCUCAAGGGUUGGUCUUAGAAAUAGGAGAAACAGUCCAGAUUCUGGAAAAAUGUGAAGGUUGGUACAGAGGAGUUUCAACAAAGAAGCCAAAUGUAAAGGGGAUCUUUCCUGCAAAUUACAUUCACUUGAAAAAGGCAAUUGUUAGUAACAGGGGGCAGUAUGAAACUGUGGUCCCGCUUGAAGACUCUAUCGUGACUGAGGUGACAGCAACUCUGCAAGAAUGGGCCAGCCUGUGGAAACAGCUCUAUGUGAAACACAAAGUAGAUCUUUUCUACAAGCUACGCCAUGUGAUGAAUGAGCUUAUUGACCUGCGAAGGCAGCUCCUGUCUGGUCACCUGACUCAGGAUCAGGUGCGGGAGGUUAAGCGGCACAUCACCGUGCGCCUGGACUGGGGCAAUGAGCAUUUGGGACUGGACCUGGUACCUCGAAAGGACUUUGAAGUAGUGGAUUCGGACCAGAUUAGUGUCUCAGAUCUCUAUAAAAUGCAUUUAUCUAGCCGGCAGAGUGUACAGCAAAGCACAUCCCAGGUAGAUACAAUGCGCCCACGUCAUGGGGAAACCUGUCGGAUGCCAGUGCCACAUCACUUCUUCCUCAGCCUGAAGAGUUUCACCUACAACACCAUUGGGGAAGAUACUGAUGUCUUCUUUUCCUUAUAUGACAUGCGAGAAGGCAAGCAGAUCAGUGAGCGGUUUCUGGUGAGACUGAACAAGAAUGGUGGGCCAAGGAACCCAGAGAAGAUAGAACGAAUGUGUGCCCUUUUUACAGAUCUGAGCAGCAAAGAUAUGAAGAGAGAUUUGUAUAUAGUUGCCCAUGUGAUACGAAUAGGCCGGAUGCUUUUGAAUGACUCAAAGAAAGGCCCUGCCCACCUGCACUACCGGCGACCAUAUGGCUGUGCAGUCCUAAGCAUCCUGGAUGUCCUGCAGUCGCUCACAGAACUAAAGGAAGAAAAGGAUUUUGUUCUGAAGGUUUAUACGUGCAACAACGAGAGUGAGUGGUCCCAGAUCCAUGAGAACAUCAUCCGCAAGUCCAGCGCCAAGUACUCUGCCCCCAGCGCCAGCCAUGGUCUUAUCAUUUCUCUGCAGCUUCUUCGUGGAGACAUGGAACAGAUUAGGAGAGAAAACCCUAUGAUAUUUAAUAGGGGAUUGGCGAUUACAAGAAAAUUGGGAUUUCCUGAUGUCAUCAUGCCAGGUGAUAUCCGCAAUGACCUGUACCUAACCCUGGAGAAGGGGGAUUUUGAGAGAGGGGGAAAGAGUGUACAAAAGAAUAUUGAAGUGACCAUGUAUGUGCUUUAUGCAGAUGGAGAAAUCCUGAAGGAUUGCAUCAGCUUGGGCUCAGGAGAGCCAAACAGGAGUUCCUACCACUCCUUCGUCCUCUACCACAGCAAUAGUCCUCGCUGGGGGGAGAUUAUCAAACUGCCCAUCCCCAUUGACCGGUUCCGAGGUUCCCACCUGCGCUUCGAGUUCAGACAUUGUUCCACAAAGGACAAAGGAGAAAAGAAACUCUUUGGCUUUGCCUUCUCACCUCUGAUGCGGGACGAUGGCACCACUCUGUCAGACGAUAUCCACGAGCUCUACGUGUACAAGUGCGAUGAGAAUAGCACGUUUAACAACCACGCUCUGUACCUGGGCCUGCCCUGCUGCAAAGAGGACUACAAUGGCUGCCCCAACAUCCCCUCCAGCCUCAUCUUCCAGCGCAGCACCAAAGAGUCAUUCUUCAUCUCCACACAGCUCUCCUCCACCAAACUCACCCAGAACGUGGACCUCCUUGCUCUGCUGAAGUGGAAGGCCUUUCCAGACAGGAUCAUGGACAUCCUAGGGCGGCUGCGGCAUGUCAGCGGGGAGGAAAUUGUUAAGUUCCUGCAGGACAUCUUAGAUACACUCUUUGUGAUUUUGGAUGACAAUACAGAGAAAUACGGCCUGUUGGUGUUUCAGUCUUUGGUAUUCAUCAUCAACCUGCUCAGAGACAUCAAGUAUUUCCACUUCCGGCCUGUAAUGGACACAUACAUCCAGAAGCACUUCGCUGGAGCCCUGGCAUACAAGGAGCUCAUCCGCUGUUUGAAGUGGUACAUGGACUGCUCAGCAGAACUGAUUCGGCAGGACCACAUUCAGGAAGCCAUGCGGGCCUUGGAGUAUCUUUUCAAGUUCAUCGUGCAGUCAAGGAUCCUGUACUCACGAGCCACCUGUGGGAUGGAAGAGGAGCAAUUCCGGUCCAGCAUCCAAGAACUUUUCCAGUCCAUCCGAUUUGUGCUCAGUCUGGACAGCAGAAACUCAGAGACACUCCUAUUCACUCAGGCUGCACUCCUCAACUCCUUCCCAACCAUCUUUGACGAGCUGCUGCAAAUGUUCACCGUGCAGGAGGUGGCAGAAUUUGUGAGAGGGACUCUGGGGAGCAUGCCCAGCACUGUACACAUUGGGCAGUCGAUGGAUGUGGUGAAGCUGCAGUCCAUCGCCAGGACCGUGGACAGCCGCCUAUUUUCUUUCUCAGAGUCCCGCCGCAUCCUGCUUCCUGUGGUUCUCCAUCACAUCCACCUUCACCUGCGGCAGCAGAAAGAGCUGCUGAUCUGCUCAGGGAUUCUCGGCAGCAUCUUCUCCAUCGUCAAGACCAGCUCUCUGGAGGCAGAUGUCAUGGAGGAGGUAGAAAUGAUGGUGGAGAGCCUCCUGGAUGUGCUCUUGCAGACUCUUCUCACCAUCAUGAGCAAAUCGCACGCUCAGGAGGCGGUAAGAGGGCAGCGGUGCCCGCAGUGCACAGCCGAGAUCACUGGUGAGUAUGUGUCCUGCCUUCUCUCGCUGCUCCGCCAGAUGUGUGACACCCAUUACCAGCACCUCCUGGACAACUUCCAGAGCAAAGAUGAACUUAAGGAAUUCCUGCUAAAGAUUUUCUGUGUGUUCCGAAACCUGAUGAAGAUGAGUGUUUUUCCUCGGGACUGGAUGGUGAUGAGACUUCUCACAAGCAACAUUAUAGUCACCACUGUCCAGUACCUGUCUUCUGCACUGCACAAGAAUUUCACAGAGACAGACUUCGACUUCAAGGUGUGGAAUUCUUAUUUUAGCCUGGCAGUUCUGUUCAUAAAUCAGCCAAGCCUCCAGCUAGAAAUCAUCACUUCAGCCAAGAGGAAGAAGAUUCUAGAUAAGUAUGGGGACAUGCGUGUGAUGAUGGCUUAUGAACUGUUCAGCAUGUGGCAGAAUUUAGGUGAACAUAAGAUCCACUUUAUUCCGGGAAUGAUUGGUCCUUUUCUGGGUGUGACACUGGUCCCUCAGCCAGAAGUGCGGAAUAUCAUGAUUCCCAUCUUUCAUGACAUGAUGGACUGGGAGCAGAGGAAAAAUGGCAACUUCAAACAGGUGGAGGCCGAGCUGAUUGACAAACUGGACAGCAUGGUGUCAGAAGGGAAAGGCGACGAGAGCUACAGGGAGCUCUUCAGCCUGCUAACCCAGCUGUUUGGGCCCUACCCCAGCCUGCUGGAGAAGGUUGAACAGGAAACGUGGCGCGAGACCGGCAUUUCCUUUGUGACCUCAGUCACCCGCCUCAUGGAACGCCUUCUUGACUACAGGGACUGCAUGAAAGGAGAGGAGACGGAGAACAAGAAGAUCGGCUGCACCGCUAACCUGAUGAACUUUUACAAAUCGGAGAUUAACAAGGAAGAGAUGUAUAUUCGCUACAUCCAUAAGCUUUGUGACAUGCACUUGCAAGCCGAAAACUACACAGAGGCUGCAUUCACUCUGCUCCUCUACUGUGAGCUGCUGCAGUGGGAAGAGCGGCCCCUCCGGGAAUUCCUCCACUACCCGUCUCAGACAGAGUGGCAGCGGAAAGAGGGGCUGUGCCGCAAGGUCAUCCACUACUUCAACAAAGGCAAGAGCUGGGAGUUUGGGAUCCCGCUGUGCAGGGAGCUGGCCUGUCAAUAUGAAAGUCUCUACGAUUAUCAGAGCCUCAGCUGGAUUCGGAAAAUGGAAGCCAGCUACUAUGACAGCAUCAUGGAGCAGCAGCGCCUGGAGCCUGAGUUCUUCCGGGUCGGCUUCUAUGGCAGGAAGUUCCCUUUCUUCCUUCGGAACAAAGAAUAUGUGUGCCGUGGCCACGACUACGAGAGGCUGGAGGCCUUCCAGCAGAGGAUGCUCAGCGAGUUCCCACAGGCCGUCGCCAUGCAGCACCCCAACCACCCCGACGACGCCAUCUUGCAGUGUGAUGCCCAGUACCUGCAGAUCUAUGCGGUGACGCCCAUUCCAGACUAUGUGGAUGUCCUGCAGAUGGACAGGGUCCCGGAUCGCGUCAAGAGCUUCUACCGGGUCAACAAUGUGAGGAAGUUCCGGUAUGACAGGCCUUUUCACAAAGGCCCCAAGGACAAGGAGAAUGAAUUCAAGAGCCUAUGGAUCGAGCGCACCACGCUGACCCUGACCCACAGCUUGCCUGGCAUCUCUCGGUGGUUCGAAGUGGAGAGGAGGGAACUGGUGGAGGUGAGCCCUCUGGAGAAUGCCAUCCAGGUGGUGGAGAAUAAGAACCAGGAGCUCCGGGCCCUGAUCGGCCAGUAUCAACACAAGCAGGCACAUGGCAACGUCAGCCUGCUCAGCAUGUGCCUGAACGGCGUCAUUGACGCAGCGGUCAAUGGAGGCAUCGCGCGCUACCAGGAGGCCUUCUUUGAUAAAGAUUACAUCACCAAGCACCCAGGUGAUGCUGAGAAGAUCGCCCAGCUCAAGGACCUCAUGCAGGAGCAGGUCCAUGUCCUUGGAGUCGGGCUGGCAGUUCAUGAGAAGUUCGUGCACCCAGAAAUGCGCCCUCUACAUAAGAAGCUGAUCGAUCAGUUUCAGAUGAUGCGGGCCAGUCUCUACCAUGAGUUUCCAGGUUUGGACAAGCUAAGUCCUGCAUGUUCAGGCACCAGCACCCCCCGGGGAAAUGUCCUAGCAUCCCACAGCCCCAUGAGUCCCGAGAGCAUCAAGAUGACCCACCGGCACAGCCCCAUGAACUUGAUGGGCACAGGUCGCCAUUCAUCAUCCUCUCUCUCCUCACACGCGUCUAGUGAAGCGGGAAACGUGGUGAUGCUGGGUGACAGCGCCAUGGGCGAGGCCCCCGAGGACCUGUACCACCACAUGCAGCUCGCGUAUCCCAACCCCAGGUACCAGGGCUCAGUCACCAACGUCUCUGUUCUGUCCUCAUCCCAGGCAAGCCCUUCUUCCUCCAGCCUGAGUUCCACUCACUCAGCACCAUCCCAGAUGAUAACCUCUGCCCCUUCCAGUGCCCGAGGCUCUCCCUCUCUGCCAGAUAAGUACCGCCACGCCCGGGAAAUGAUGUUGCUGCUGCCCACACACCGGGACCGCCCGAGCAGUGCUAUGUAUCCAGCAGCCAUCCUGGAGAAUGGACAGCUGCCAAAUUUCCAGCGGGCCCUGUUCCAGCAAGUGGUCGGAGCCUGCAAACCCUGCAGUGACCCCAAUCUGUCUUUGGCUGAAAAAGCGGUGCCAGCAGCCCCCAGCAGCUGGAGCCUGGAUAGCGGAGCCCGAGAGGCCCAGCCCUUCCUGUCUGCCCACAUGGGGCACAUCCUGGCCCCCCCAGUGCCUCCCCGAAGCCUGCUGCAUGGUCAUUACUCCCUACACUUUGACGCCUUCCACCACCCUCUGGGUGACACCCCCCCGGCCCUCCCUGCCCGGACCCUGCGCAAGUCUCCUCUGCACCCUAUCCCGGCCUCCCCCACCAGCCCCCAGUCAGGCCUGGACGGCAGCAACUCUACGCUGUCCGGCAGUGCCAGCAGCGGUGUGUCCUCCUUGAGCGAGAGUAACUUUGGGCACUCCUCAGAGGCUCCACCUCGAACCGACACCAUGGACUCCAUGCCGAGCCAGGCCUGGAAUGCUGAUGAAGAUCUUGAGCCACCCUACCUCCCUGUCCACUACAGCCUCUCCGAGUCUGCCGUCCUGGACUCCAUCAAGGCCCAGCCAUGCCGAAGCCACUCAGCCCCGGGAUGUGUCAUCCCUCAGGACCCCAUGGACCCGCCUGCGCUGCCACCCAAGCCCUAUCACUCCCGCCUGCCAGCCCUGGAGCACGACGAGGGUGUGCUGCUGCGUGAAGAGGCCGACAGGCCUCGGGGCCUGCACCGCAAGGCCUCACUGCCUCCUGGGAGCACCAAGGAAGAGCAGGCCCGCAUGGCCUGGGAGCAUGGCCGAGGGGAACAGUGAGGGGCAGGGAGGCGGCUGGGACGCCGCCCUCAGUGAGCAGCUGGCCCAACCAUUCCAGGUCUACAAAGCAGGUCCCCCCAGGAAGCCAGAGAGGCCUGGCACUCAGGAGAGAACCACGCUAGUCUACGUUCUACUGCCGUGAACUUGUGUGUUGCCAUGUACAGAGGCCGCAGCAGCAUGAGGGUUGUGGCUUCUCUUUUCAUUUUGUUUCUACGUUUCCAUUUCUAUGGGUUUUCCUUUCUUUUCCUUUGUGCAGUAGAUGCUUCCUUCCUCCUCAGUUCCAGACCACGUGGAGCUAUAUGGAGAUAUUGCACAGACAGACUUGCUUUGCAGCUUUGCAGAGUCUGGGGUAGGAGCCCAGGCCCUCCCUCCAGGGUAGAGAUGCACAGAAGAAUGGAAAUUGCACUAGGGACCUCUUCUUUUGCUGUGUGGACAGAAGAGCUCAUGGUUGUAUUCAGGGAUUGUGUGGACCACGUGGACUACAUGUCACAGGUGGACAAGGGGACUACAAGCCGUUUUGCACAAAUGCCUGCCCACCUGCCUCCUUCCAUCCAGGAGUAUGCAACUGAGGGGCUGGCUGGGCGAACCUGCCAGCUCAGGCAUGUGACCUGGCCUAACUGCAUGCCCAGGGCACACUGCCAGGCUUCUACUCGCCAGUCUUGCCCUCCAGCUGUCUUGGAUUUCUCCCUCCAUCGCUUUUAUUUCUGCCCAUUUGCUCCCUUCCACUCUCAAUACACCUCAUGCCCUACGGGAACCCCCUUGGCAAAUGGAUCUGCAGAGGUUAUUUCCCACCCUCUGGGGCUUGAGUGGGCAUGUGGAACCAGAGGGACUACCCCAGCCACCUUCCUCCCAGGGCCCAGGAGCCCAUGUGUUGAGACAAGCUGGUAUAGGAGUGAGGCUGAUGUGUGGCAGGGGCCGGAAAUCCUGAGGUUUCAGAAGUGGCCAGAAAGCCUGUCAUCCAGCUCCUGAAUCAGGGAUUUUCAGCACUACCUCUGAGCAGUGGGGUUGGCUGCCCAGCCAGGAUGCCAAGCCCUGAGGACUCAUGGUCAGGUUCACCAAGCUCCUGGGUAAGCAGGGUGGGAAGGAGCGUCUCCUAUGGGAAGCAGAGAGCCACACAGGUAGAAUUAUCUUCUUCCGAGUGGCCAAGUGCUGGGCCCCUGCUACGGGCCGUGGGACCAGACCACUCAGGGUUCAGGGCGGACAGGAGGGCAGUUUCUCCAGCCUCCCCCAUCUGUUGGGCAGAGCGCAGAGGAAUCUUUUUAGGAAACUUUCAGGUCAGGGCACUGAUUUUCCUCUUGGUUUAUUAUUUGGGGGGACAGGGUGGGGACGUAAUAGUAUUUUACCAGGGUGCUUCUAAGUUACUUUUUUUAAAGUCUGUAGACUUUUUCUUUCUUUUGCUUGAGGUCACAACUUUGACGGUCACAAGGCUGCCUUCUCGCUGAGCAGGUGUGUUCUCCCCUACUCUUCUGCUGGCCUGUCUGACCUCCAUGGUCGGGCCGAGCCCACCCCCCAUCCUUUCCCCCAUAGCCCUCUUUCCAGACAAGACCAUGGGCAGGGUGUUUUUCUUUUGUAAAGAAACACCCAGCUGUUUGACAGGAAUGCCAGCAAGUAACCUAUUAGGAAAGACAGAGGACCACAUCACCUUCGGGCAUCUGGGGGUUCUCACCAGUGUGGGUCCUUUCCGAUACGGUGGGGACGACGCUGGGCAGAGGGUCAGUCAUGGCAGCCCUGACCGCGCAGGGCAGGCCUGGACCACUGGUGUUCACAAGUGUUAGAGGGGUAGGGGCUAGCUUUCUAUUUGAUUCUUAGGUAGGAGGGUAUCUUUAGGUUUUAGGGCACUUCUGAACCUCAAUCCCUGGACAAGGCAGUCAUCACAUAAGAACAUCUACCUUCUCACCUGGCAGCACGGGAGGGUAAGGAGGGUAGUGUGGCUUCACUUGGCCUUCCUUGAUGCAAGGUGAGCCAGGUUGGUUUUGCUCAUAUUUUCCCUACUGGGUGAAAAGAGCAGAUUCCAAAUCCCUUUGUUGGAGAAUCAGCCAGUUUGAGGGGAAGUGGGAGGCCAGAAAUGAGAAUCCUCUGAAAAGAUUGUGAAAUACUGAUUUUCAUUCUUUCAAGCUUAUUUGUAAAUACCUAUUUGAAUGCUGUGUAUUUGUACAGGAAUUUGAGCAAAAAAUGUAUAGAGUGUGAUGUCCAAUUGGUAUUCAGCCCUAUAAAUGUGUUUUUAACCUCUAGCAUUUCUGUGCUUAUUUAAAAUAACUUCUAACCAUUUCUUUUGUGUAUUUAUGUUUAAAAAGUGGUUUAAAAAUGAUCUUACCUGUACCAGAGAGCAGUUAAAAGAAUUUGUACUAGUCGUGUCCCAAGAGGUACUUUACUGUAUAUAUUGUGGUAGCAUGUUCUAAAUCCAAGUAAUGUGAAUUUUAGAUGUAAAUAUCUGCCAUUUGAUUUUCCCCCUUUCCCCACUCUGAUUGCUGUGAUGUGAAUUAAAGAUGAAUACCUGAUA